Molecule: messenger RNA, 267 nt
Organism: Acanthamoeba castellanii str. Neff
Lineage: Eukaryota; Discosea; Longamoebia; Acanthamoebidae
Exons: 2
Coding region: 1-267 (88 amino acids)
Source: RefSeq, a predicted model, not a curated record
AUGAGCCGCAACGGAAGGAACGGAAGGGUCGUUGCUGCUUCGGACACGAAGUCCAAGCGCCUGACGACAGGUGAGUCGGGCUCGGGCGCCCUCAUCGUUUGGCGCAGCUUCAGGAACAGCUUAGGCGAGUCCCUCGGGGAGAAAGCGAAAACCUCGACGCUUGAGGCGAAGCUAAGGCUCUUCCUCUUGCGCGAGAGCGACCUUGGGUCCAUGGGGCUUGGCGAGAAGAGCGAGGAGCGGCGACAGAUGGGCGUCGACAGCAACUGA